Messenger RNA from Anopheles aquasalis, 3122 nucleotides. It is a transcript of the gene dsx-c73A, whose product is annotated as doublesex cognate 73A. The record is from RefSeq and is a predicted model, not a curated record. Lineage: Eukaryota; Metazoa; Arthropoda; Insecta; Diptera; Culicidae.
GUGCUGAACGCUCUCCUCCGCAACAGUGUAUUGUCCAUUCCGGUUCAGCGCCAAGUAGCAAGUGCCUUGCGAGGUGCUAAAGUGUCAACUAAGUGUUCUACUGCAACUUCAGCGAAAACAACGUCCAACGAACGCAAGAAUGGCGUCCUGUCAACAGCGGUUGGUAGUGCUACUGCUUAGUAUGCACCUUCUGGUGACGUGCGUCCUGGCGAUCCCAUCACCGGCGGCCUCAAGCGCAAGCGCAGCGGCAGCCAAGCAUGAUGACGUGGCGAAACCACUGGACUCCGACACGGGCGAUGAUCGCGAGCUGAAGAGCGAUGACGAUGGGUACGACUUCUUCAUGAUCGAUCAACUGUUCCUCAACAAUCCCCAGUACCGUCAGCUGAUCAGCGAUCUGCAGGCGCACACGUUCGGUAGCAACUGGCGCCGAAAGCGGGACGUCUCGGACAGUGAGCUCCCGGAUGCGUUCCGUGGUGAGAUCACCGAAAAGCCGAGAACCUCGACCUCCGUACCAUCGUCGUCCACCACGAGCACCACCACCACCAUCACCACCAGCGCCAGCUCUUCCAGCUCAACUCCCGUGACCUCUACCACCACAUCGAAUGCUCCAACGUCGGGAACGUCGGGAACGUCGGUGGCCGCCGAUGUGGAAUCGAACCGUGACAUUACCUCAUCCUCCACCAACCUACCGAAGGCGGCCGCACUGACCAGCACCAAGGCGGACGUUCCCGCUAAAAGCUCAUCCACCGGGACCGGCGGCACCACGACACCACUCGUGACCUCGACUCCAUCGCGUGGCUCCACUGUCUCCACCAGUGCCUCGUACGGGUCGUCUGGCUCGACGGAACCACCAACGGCACGCAAUGCCACCCUCGAGAUGACGACGGCGGCCGCACCGAUCCGUGCCAGCACACCGAGACGAUUGUCGCACAAGAAUGGUUCGAACAAAAACAAGAACAAACCGUCGUCGACCACCAACAAACCGACCAGCGUACCGGCCGGCGUUGGUCCGAACGCGGUCAAUGUGAACAAGGUCAGUGUUAGCAGCAAUGCCGUGGCCAGCAGCAGCAGCAGCAGCACAAACAGUGGCAGCAACUCCGGCAGUACUCCGGCACUCCAGGCCGACGUACCGGUAGCGAUCCCGGCGACCGAAAAUGGAACUUCCGCUGGACUGGCUGGGAACAACAAAGAUAAGACUGGACUGGCCCCGACAAAGUACCACUACUAUCCACACAAUCAGCAUAUCUACUUCCUGCCCGAGUGCGCCAUACAGCAGGUGUGCAAUGCUGUCUACGUACGUCUCAACUACACCCAGCCUCUGUGCGCCUGUCCGCCAAGAUACCGUGAUCCGUGCUCGGCCAGUCUGAACGAGGAUGACAACCAUACGAUCAAGCUCGUCGGUAACCAGCAGAAGCGUGCGAUCACGCUGGCCAAGACGUGCGAGAACACCAACGAACUGCGCGACUGUCGUGCACCGAAGGACUGGUCCAUUCUCGCCCUACAGAACACCCGGACCGGCAAGUCGCACUAUCUGGUCAUCUGCAAGUGCCCACCACACUACCGACUUGAGGGACCAUUGGCUCACGAUCAGCCUACUUACGCCGGAUUGCCCGGAAUCAACGUGUACGGUAUGCUGUGCGUUCCACCGGAGACUUCUAGCUACUAUGCCUCCAAGCCUGCCAAGACGCCCUCCAACGUGUACAACAAAUGGAAGAUCCCGUCACGACAGCCGGUCUCUUCGUACCGUGGCAGUGUCGCCGGUUCGAACGUUGAUGCUGAGACUGAGUCCGAAUCGCGGACAUACCAGAACUCGACGGACACUUCGGCAGCUGGUAGCGAAGAGUAGAUUCACCGCUAACCACCAACUUCCGGAGCAGCACACCAUGAAUUGAUGGCUGCGUAGCUCCUAUUGCGCAUGAAAGACUACAAAGUUCAUACUCAAUCACAAGCCGAAACUCAUUUGUCUUCUCCAUCCCGCACAUAUUGGGAUCUUGUCCUUUCAAGAGGAAGGAUCACUCAUUAGCCUAUCGUCUGUAUUUGUUGGAUUCUGCAAAUCGGACGAAUAGAAUCACCUACAUAGACUCAUGAAUGAAACACGUGACGUUGAAACGGUUCCGGAUCGCGAACGUACGACAUAGCCUAGCGAAUGUUCGCCAUCCAGGGAACCGUUUUCACACCGAUAGAUGAAGAAUCGGGGCUGUCCCAAAAACUUCGCGGAUUUUUUUUUCCUUUUUGUUUUUUGAGUUUCAAACUGUCACACCAGUGGGAGAGGCAUGCGAUGGCAUCCGGAUACUCUUUCUUUUCAUCGCUACUGGGCCCGAAUGAUGUCAGGGAGAAACGACUGGUUAGGAGAGUUCCCUGCCACCGACUGACAGUGGGUUGGUGAGGUGCGUACCAAAUUUUAACGGAACUAGACAGCAGCUGGCCAUCAGUGAUGGAAAGAAAGAGGGCCGGUAGAAACUGUUCCGCCUCCCAGAGCAAGAGUGAAGGAGCAUCGUCCGGGGGACUACCGGGACCGGAGUCUCUGAGGUGGCAAACUUAACUCCCGGUACACCUUUUGUCUUACUUAUUUAUUAACAUCCUACUAUUUAUUAUUAAAAACAAAUCCCCUUUUUUACUUAUAACAACGAACAACAAAACCAACGAGCGAGCGAACGAGCGAAAAAGGAGGAGAGUGACGCGAAUGCAACGAAGUAUUUAAAUCAAUUGGUCGUGAACCACGGCGUCUUCCACGGACAGAGUUGCACCCCCUCCGGUUGCAACUCCAGCUCCAGUCGAGGGCAAUUUUUAAAGCAUUAUUUAUACCACCACAACAAACUAUAUUGGUUAGCUGUAGUGAUAGCGAUACUAGAGGGCUAGAUACUGGAGCCCCGAAGGAGAUACUUUUUGUGUAAAUAGAAACCGAACUGACGGAAAAGGGCGCGCAAUGAUGUGUAAGAUGAAACACCUGCUGCUCUCCACAUUCGAUGGCACCGGGGCAAGGGUAGUGGAAAACGAUUUAAGUAAAAGCUAAAUCGAGGAGAACAGCAGACGCGAUGCUAAUGCGAAGACAGUGUCCGAUAAUAGUAUUUUUACUAAACGUUUCUACCACACGGCUUACGCGCGUUUGAGAGGAGAUGGAU